GGGGGUGUGGCUUCAUGAUUCUGGACUUCGCACCCUCUCGGAAUCGGUUCAUGUUUGGUCGUGUUGAAUCAUUCGCUACGUUAACGGUUAACCAAGUGCUGAGAAUUGCUGUAUUGAUUAAUAUUCUACAUAACUUUUAAGUAUCAGGCUAUUACGUCGCUUCGCUGCUGCUACGAUAUUUCUAUCUCGCACCAGUAUCACACGUAAGGUUAAAACGUGAAAAGUUUUGCAAGCUGAUUGAGUUGAACUGGUAUUAUAAUCACAAGAGUCCAAAAUGAUUGCCCAAGAAAUCAGUGCGAGCCAAAGCCAUCAACUGGUAAUUCAACAAGUUUCAUCAUUUGAAGAAGCUAAAGAUUUCAAGUCAACUGCUUUGUUUGAAGAAAUGAAGAAGCAAGUAGAGAAGGAUGGAAAACAAUAUGUCAAAAAAGUGAAUGGAAUAAUUGGAUUUCGCGUGACAGGACCAGGAGGAAAACAAGUUUUAUGGAUUGUGGAUGCAAAAAAUGGAAACGGAUCACUGGAGUUGAAUUCUAGCAAAAAACCAGACUGCACAAUUACUAUGAAAGAUGAUGAUUUAGUAGAUUUAAUGCUGGGAAAAUUGAACCCUAAUACGGCAUUCUUCGGAGGAAAAUUAAAGAUUGCUGGCAACAUGGGGCUUGCUAUGAAAAUUCAAACUAUAAUGCCUGCAAAAGCAAAAUUAUGAUUUUUUUGUUAUGAAGCUUAUAUUACAAUUCAUCAUCAUGUCAUCGCUAACAUAACAAUUGAAGAUGAGAGAAAACAAUCUAUAGCAUCCAUGUGUUCCAAUAUAUUACUUCAUCAGGGUACUAUAAUAUUUGUACGAGUGGCAAUAAUAAUUAUAUGCAUUUUGUUAAUUUUUAUGUGAUCCACUUCAUAAUAUAACAUCAUGUUUCAUAUUUGUUUUAUUGGAUUUUGGUAGUACAAUUUUGCAGUUGUGAAGAUCAAAGUGUUGUUUCUAAAUAUUAAUAAAAAGCGGUGAAUUUUA
Messenger RNA from Styela clava, 1000 nucleotides. Its product is annotated as sterol carrier protein 2-like. Gene Ontology annotation, cellular component: cytosol. Lineage: Eukaryota; Metazoa; Chordata; Ascidiacea; Stolidobranchia; Styelidae. The record is from RefSeq and is a predicted model, not a curated record.